AUGCGCAUUUACCGCCUGGGCACCCCCGUCUUCGCGGCCGAGGGCCCGCUGCAGCGCGCGGUGGGUGGCGCCCCGGGGGGGGCAGUCGAACUGCGCCGCGGCCUCCUGCACGGUGCGCUUGAGCAAUAUGUCAGUUGUCUAGAACUGGUAAACAAGAGGCUGCCUUAUGGACUUGCUCAGGUUGGAGUUUGCUUUCAUCGUGAACCAGAUUCUGAGAAUCCAGAUGAGAGCAUCACGAGAACAGGCGAAAGGACAAUGUCUUCCCUUGUGUGGUUUAGCUCCGCCAGAACUAUAGGACAGUGGCUUGAUUAUUGGUUACGCCAGAGGCUCCAGUGGUGGAGAAAGUUUGCAAUAGGUCCAUCUAACUUCACCAGCAGCGACUUUCAGGAUGAAGAGGGAAGAAGAGGAGUUAACUUGUACUACAGCUUUCCUUGGGGAAAGGAAUUGAUAGAAAGGUUGCAGAAUCUGGGAGAUAAAGAAUUGCUACAAAUGUAUCCGGGGGAUAGCUCAAAAUUACGGGCCCGAGAUGGAAGGAAGAAUGUUGUUCCUCACGUGCUCUCUGUGACUGGCAAUCUGGACCAAGGAGUGUUGGCAUAUCUCUGUGACUCCUUGCAGUUGGCUGAGAGUUCUUUAGGCAAGAAAACUUCACAAAGACAGGUGCUUAAGCUUCACCCUUGCUUAACGCCAAUCAAAGUGGCCGUGGACAUGGGAAGAGGCCCAGCAAUGGAUCUGAGACAGGUUUGUCAGGGACUAUUCACCGAAUUGAUAGAAAAUGGAAUUUCUGUGUGGCCUGGAUAUCUUGACACCUUGCAGACAUCUCAGGAACAACUUUACACAAAGUAUGAUGAGAUGAGCAUCCUCUUCACAAUCUUGAUCACUGAUGCUACUCUGGAAAAUGGAAUAGUCCAGCUGAGAAGCAGAGACACCACCAUGAAAGAAAUGAUGCACAUUUCUAAACUGAAGGACUUUUUAACCAACUACAUUACAGCAGCUAAAAAUGUAUAAAUUAGAAUCUCUCUAAUAAAAGGGUUUGGGUUCUUCCCCACA
Molecule: messenger RNA, 1047 nt
Organism: Gavialis gangeticus (Gharial)
Lineage: Eukaryota; Metazoa; Chordata; Crocodylia; Gavialidae
Gene: POLG2
Product: DNA polymerase gamma 2, accessory subunit
Exons: 9
Coding region: 1-1005 (334 amino acids)
Biological process (GO): mitochondrial DNA replication
Cellular component (GO): cytoplasm; mitochondrion
Source: RefSeq, a predicted model, not a curated record